GAGGGAGAGCAGCAUGCGCACGAGGAACGCUGGUCUCCAGGAAGAUCCCGAGGAUCCUGGCAGAGCGAAGAGGGCCUGCGUGCUCAGAGUGGACCGAGUCCCACCGUGCCUGCUCACCCUGUCCCUGGCCCUGCAGGUAAACACCUUAUGUCAUAUGACACGCCUCCCAGGCAGGAGAACGUGGCAAUAGGAGAUACGCCCACUGCCGUAGAUUAGGGACCGACGACAGUCCGAUUCUUAUGCUAAGGCGGUACGCUGACGCUGCUAAGAGCGGAUCACAGAAUGCUGUCUCAAUGCGGUAAACACCUCUGCUCUUUGUCUAGAAUGUCCAGACCCUCCAGGUGCACUUUGACCUCUCCACCGAGCUUGAUUUGUCUCUAUCUCAUGCCUUGUAUCCCUCCUGUAUUUCUCCCCCACCGCGUGCAGCAUGUGCUGGUCCAGUCCUCCAUGCUGGUCCUGGCUCUGGGGCUCCUGCAGCAGCAGCUUUGGCUGCGGGAAGGUGACAGGCAGAGGCUGCUGGCCUCCAGCUUCUUUCACUGCAGUGUCUCCACGCUGCUGCAGGCUUGGCUGGGCACACGCUUGCCAUUGAUCCAGACGCCGUCCUUAGAGUUUAUUAUCUCUGCCCUUGUCCUGACCUCCAAGCCUUUAGCAGACGUGCAUCUCAACUUGUCCACGUCGGUCUGCAUGAGCGCCUGCGAGGACCCCCCCUCAGCAGUGACAGACCCCCUGAGAGAGCUCCAAGGUAUGGUCCUUACAAGCGGGCUGGUCCAGCUGGCUCUGGGUGCCAGUGGACUGAGCUCCCUGGUGCUCCGUCACUGUGGACCACUGGUUCUGGCCCCCCUCUUCUGCGUGAUUGGCUUUUCCGUCCACAGGGAGGCAGCUCUGCUGUGUUCCGACCACUGGGGCAUUGCUGCUCUGGUGAUUGUGCUCAUCGUCUUCCUGUCUCAGCACUUGCGCUUCUGUUCGCUCCCGGCCAUCCUGGGGGCAACACGACACCCUGUCUGCAGAAUGGUCUCAGUACUUGUGCCGCUGCUGAGCGUGUGGGCGGUGAGCGCAGCACUUCAGCGCCUGGGCUACUUCCACCCUCACCAGGCCUCCGAGCUCCUGUCCACGCUGCACUUCCAGAACACUUCCAACAAAAUCUCCAGGAUCACUUUAAAUACCUCAGACAGCCUCUCUUGGAUUAACCUGAACAGCUCCUCAAUCUUGCCAUGCAUUAGCCAGAACAUGUCCUACGGUGCACCCUGGUUCAGCUUUCCUCUUCUAGGAACGAGGCUCCCCCUGCUGUCAGCACAGGGAGUUGCAGCAGGUGUUGCGGCUGCCUUCUCAUCAUUUAUCAGCUCUUUGGGUGUCUACCUGUUAACCGCGAGGCUCCUUGGAACCUCUCCCCCGCCUCCUGCUGCGUGUAACCGUGGGCUUUGUGCUGAGGGUCUUGGCAGUGUGAGCGCCGCCCUGCUGGGGGGACCGGUCGGUCUGAGCAGCAGUGUGCCCAAUGCCUGCACAUUGGGACUCAGCCAGUGUGGAUCUCGCCGCACUGUCCAGCUGGGAGCCGUAAUGGGACUGGUCCUAGGGGUAUCCCCACGAUUAGCUCAGCUGCUCAUCUCGUUCCCCCUUGCCAUUCAUGGUGCAGUCCUCAGCGUGACCUACACAGUCGCCGUGGGGACAGGUGUCACCUACUUCCAGUACACACACAUGGACUCCGGUCGCAACAUUUUCAACAUUGGCUUCGCUGUUUUUAUGUCCUUGCUACUACCUCGCUGGUUCAACUUCCACAAGACCUUUGUCCUCACAGGCGUGGCCAGUCUUGAUGUGCUGUUCAUCUCCCUUCUGACCCUACCAGUGUUCAUUGUGGGUCUUCUAGCUUUCUUCCUGGACAACACCGUGUCAGGAUCGCUGUCAGAAAGGGGGCUGUGUUCCAGCACGAGAAGGAAAAGGAGAUUGGAUGAUGGAACAUUGGAUCGUUCACUGGAACACAUUGGGAUCUACGACCCCCCCUACUUCGUGCAAAGGGUUCUGGACCUUCCUGGACUCCGCGUCAUCCCUUUCUCUGCCUGCAGGACACAGGCUAACAAGGAUGUGGAAUUGCCCUUGCAGGAAACCUCUGAUUUGCUGAACAGCUUUGAAGAAACCCAGAUUACUGGGGCAAUGGACACGCAUCCACAUCGUCCGGAAUUUUAGCUCUGCACUGGUAUAAAUGUCUGUGUGUGUGUGUGUGUGAGAGAGAGAUGUUAUUUGGAGAGAAGUAAUGGUACACGUUUUCUACUGAACCAGCUGGAAGACUACAAGGUGAUCAGAAAUAUUUUUUAAGCAAACUGAGAAAUGUUAAUAUGUGACACUCAAACACUGAGCAUGCAGGUUUGAUGGCAACUAUGCCUCCAAAUAGAAGUAAGUAUGCAUGUAAGCAUGAAGAGACAAUAUAAUGCAACAAAAUUAGGCUGCAUUAACAUGAAAAUGCCUUUACAAACUGGAUGAGUAGGUCAAUUGACAGGACAUUUUACUACAUGGGGGGCAAGAAUUGAGGUGUUGAGUGAAGUUUGCAGGGCUGUUAGCCAUAUCAACCACAAAAUAUCUUUUUGUUAUGGCCAUUUGAAAUACAUGGCAGUACACUUUGGCACACUGAAGGGAAAUAAAUUGAAAAAAACUGAGUACAUGAAAA
This is a messenger RNA of Paramormyrops kingsleyae, 2656 nucleotides long. RefSeq names its product solute carrier family 23 member 3 (gene slc23a3). Gene Ontology annotation, biological process: transmembrane transport. NCBI's taxonomy places the organism in Eukaryota, Metazoa, Chordata, Actinopteri, Osteoglossiformes, Mormyridae. The record is from RefSeq and is a predicted model, not a curated record. Gene Ontology annotation, cellular component: membrane. Gene Ontology annotation, molecular function: transmembrane transporter activity.